This is a messenger RNA of Oikopleura dioica, 747 nucleotides long. Lineage: Eukaryota; Metazoa; Chordata; Appendicularia; Copelata; Oikopleuridae. The record is from the annotation of a GenBank genome assembly.
AUGCCACUGGCGCAGUUUGUUGCUUUGAAGCUCGAAAGUCCCGAAGAUUCUGCUUGCGAAUUUCAAACAAAGAUUCUUCACUACGAUUCCGAGCGCACAGUGUAUUUUGAGUUCAGUUGUGGCUGCGUUUUCAAAGUAGAUAGAACGACUUCUAUUUCUCUAAGAUACUAUACCUUCUAUGGUGAAUGCCCGGUGCCUUGCGAAAUUUUCCUGGAGACGUACAAUGCUGCAUUGGAAAAAUUCUUCAAGACGACGAUUAUACGAAAAGAAAAAUCGCUUUGGAAAAGACAAGAUUUCAAAAAGACAACCCACCGAUUCUGUCCUGCUGAUCCGGAUUUUUAUGUGAAAAUGCACUCUAUGAUGACAAACUCCGAACAAGACAUCAUUAAAGCAUUUCCUGUGCUUCCACUUUACUGGAAUGAAUUGACAGUUUUCUGGAGGAGCUUAUGCCAUCAAAAGAAGCUUGACUUUAUCUGGACCGUCUGGUGCACGAUUUUUCUUAAUACUUCUACGAUGCCGGUAGAAAUGGCUACCAUUCGAAAAAGUCGACGGCUCCCGAAAAAGGCAAAGGAAGCUCUCCAAAUCGUCGAAAGCCUAGAUGAGAACCCAACGCAGACUGAUGAACUUGUGCCCCUCUUUGCGGAUGUAUCUGUCAAUGAGAAGAAGAAGAAGCAAAAGAAGAAGAACCCAAACAAGGGCAAGGCUCCGAAUGCCAUCCGGAAGUCUCAGAAGCCAGCGCGGCUCUAA